CAGAGGAGGAAUCGCGUCGGGGCUACUGGCGGUUGCCGCGGGGCACUUGCUAUGUUAAAGGAGGGGAUAAUUAGCUUGGCUCCGCGUCUGCCAGUGCGCAUGUAGGCAGGCAGAUAGAAGGGCAUGCUUCACCGUACCAAAUACAACCGCUUCAGGAAUGAGUCCGUGACGUCCGUCGAUGAGCUCCUCCACAACCUCUCCAUGAACCCCAAGGUCUCGGCGGCCCCCGUACCCGUCGCCGAGCCGCCGUACUCCCCGCCCGCCGUCACGCUCCACGCCGACGCCGAGGAUGGCGGCACCACGCUCUGCACCCUCAUCAACAAGGUGUCCGGCCUGAAAUUCGCCAACACGGGCGGGCUGCUGGGCAUCAAGAGUCUCCCCGCCGCCGUCAAGGACCUGGCCGUGUCCCGGCUGCAGGCGGGGGGCUCCGGCGGCCCCGGGUCCCCCUCGGCCCCCGCCGCCGCGGCGGGGUCCGGCCCUGCCUCCGGCCCGCUCUGCGCGCAGCAGGACCCGGGGGCCGCGGGCUCCGGCGCGGGGAAGAAGGGCCGGCCGGAGGAGGCGCGCGUCGGGGGCCGGGACUGGAAUCCCGCCGGUAACGUUGUGAGCCAGGCUUCGCGAGGAUGGCUGCACUCCAGCGAGAAGAUCUCCGGACCCGGCGUGACGUACAUCGUAAAGUAUUUGGGAUGUAUAGAAGUUCUCCGUUCAAUGAGAUCACUAGAUUUCAAUACAAGAUCGCAAAUAACCAGGGAGGCCAUCAGCCUGGUGUGCGAGGCCAUCCCGGGUGCCAGAGGGGUGUUUCGUAAGAGAAAGCCUCCCACUAAAGCCCUCUCCAGUAUCCUCGGGAAGAACAACUUGCAGUUUGCAGGAAUGAGCAUCAACCUGAACAUCUCAACUAGCAGCCUGAACCUGAUGACGCCUGACUCCAAACAGAUAAUAGCGAAUCAUCAUAUGCAGUCUAUUUCUUUUGCGUCUGGGGGAGAUCCGGACACUACAGAUUAUGUCGCGUAUGUAGCUAAAGACCCCGUUAAUCGACGAGCGUGUCAUAUUCUGGAGUGCUCUGACGGUCUGGCUCAGGAUGUCAUCAGCACCAUCGGUCAGGCAUUUGAUCUCCGCUUCCAACAAUACCUGCAGUGUCCCUCCAGCAAGCUUCCUACAUUUCAUGAUAGCAUGCUGAACAUGGAGGAGGCUCCGUGGACAGAGGAGGAGGAGGAGGCCGCCGAACACCCCUACUACAACAACAUCCCGGGGAAGAUGCCACCACCAGGGGGCUUCAUAGACACGCGGCUCAAACACCCGACGUCUGCUCCGGCAGAGGGCGCCCAGCAGUCCAGUCCGGUGGUUGGACCAGACCAAACAUACUACCAGGGCAGACACUGUGGGGAGAGCUGGGCUGAGGAACGGAGAUCCUUGCCCGUUCGGCAGGGUUCCAGUGACAUAUACAGUCUACCUGAGGGCAAAAGUCAAGUACCAAAAACGGGGGACGCCCCCACGUACGUGAACACCCAGCACAUCGACGUGCAGGUGCUGGCAGCCCUGCAGACGGAGUCUGACGCGGUGACGGACCCGUCCGGGGGGGGGCCCAAAGACAGCCCCCGGAAAGAUCUGUUCGAUAUGAAGCCCUUCGAGGACGCCAUCCUCACCCAGGCGCCGGUGCCGGCGCUGAGCAAGGUGGCCUCCGUGGACAACUGCAGCCCGCUCCUGGUGCGGGCGGCGGCCUCCCGGGCCCUGGAGGAGCUGGGCGGGCAGCCCUGGUACCACGGGGAGAUGAGCCGCAAGGAGGCGGAGAGGCUGCUGCGCGACGACGGGGACUUCCUGGUGCGGAAGAGCGCCACCAACCCGGGCUCCUACGUCCUGACGGGCAUGCACAACGGCCAGAUCAAGCACCUCCUGCUGGUGGACCCCAAGGGCACGGUGCGGACAAAAGAUCACAUUUUUGACAGCAUCAGCCACUUAAUUAGCCAUCACCGUGACAACAACUUGCCCAUAGUCUCUGCUGGAAGUGAACUGUGUCUUAAACAGCCCGUAGCAAGAAAAGAGUGAAGUUCCCAAGCUGCAUUGGAGGAAUAGUCUCCGUUCAAACUUGAAACUUGAAGAAGAAUACAGAGAAUAUAUUAUUGUCACAAAUUGCUAAAGAUAACAGUGUCUUUGGAAUGUGGGCAUCUUUCUAGCUGCUUGUGAAGGUGGGAACAGAUUUGUUUCAAUUGACAAGCGAUUUAUAGAACUACUAUUAUUUUGUUGUGAUGACUGAAAUUAUAUAUUUUUUGAGGACAUGCAUAGGUUUAAUGAAUAGAUGUUUAUUUGGUGUUUUAAACAAGAAAAAGCAACUGUUAACUGUUUAGAUUAUUUGCAAAUUGACCUCAAGGAGGCAAAAAGAGUAUUUUAGAAUAACCUAAUGUUCUAGUUUUGUCUAUGAAGCACAGCCAGAUUUACACAAUUGUUGGUAAGACUUAGAGGAACUAAAUAUUUGAAAAGGAGUUAGUAUUUAAAUAUUUUAGGAUCUAUCUUUUAUUGCAGCUAGAGUAACAGUUCAUUUGGUAACAUUCUAUCAAAUCACUGUUGAAUAUGCUUUCACAGAGACGUGUAUCUGUUUGCUUUCCGGUAGUCACAGAAUUUUGGGACAUCUCUACUUACUCCCCACAGUGCUGUGAAUGUGGUUUUAGAUAAGGUGAAAUUUUCUAUUCAGUACACUAAUUUCUCACUGCAGUCGCAUGAUUUGAAAAUGAACUGUUCUUGUGGUCCCUGUUUGUAGACCUUUAACCCACCGAGAGGUGCUUGUGUACACUCACAGUAUUACGCUUUUCGAAACAUCUCCGUAUCCGGUUUGAAAUCCCUCUAUAACCCUUAAAGGAUGUGUAGUUAAUUAGGUCAGGGCUGAUCUCAUGUCACAGUUGAUUGAUCUCAUGGGUUACCAUGGCAGUCUGAAUUGUGGACUUAAAACUGAAAGUACAUUCGCCAAUGAAUAGCACAAUCAAGCCACGCGUUUACUGUACGUGUUACCAUGUUUAAGUUACAGAAUUUAAUUUUGUAUUUUUUACAUACUCACUCAAUUCAAGGGGUUGUUUGAUGUCUGAUUUCAUUAAUGCAACUCCUUGGUUAACUGCAGUAUAUAGAUACCUUUAUAAAAAUGGUCUGUAUGUAAAAUAAUAAUUACAGUAUACAAAAUAAAUGCGAUUUGUCCAUUUUUAUGUAUGUUUUUUAGGUUGCAUAUACAGUACAAACUCACAAAAAUAUAUAAUACAUGCUCGUACUUUAUUUAAGUAGGACCUAUGUAAUUGCACUGUAGUAAAAUACAUCCAGUGGAAUUGGAAGCUACCUGUACUAUAUUACCAAGGAUUGGUUAUUGGGUUUACUGGAGAACAAGGGUUACUGUAGGUUUAUUUAGACACGCUGUAAUUCAGUUGUGUAUAUGAAUGCAUAAAAUGUGUUUCACACUCGCAACUGGUAGACAAGCUGCACCCACAUACUACAUGAACAAUAGCUGCACAUUGGUUACAAUGACAUUACAUGGGUACAUCUUCCAGCCAGACCUACAGUAUACUCUGGCCAUGUGUACUCACUGUAGAGGUAGUUCACGUGACACGCUGUGUCAAACGAUGAGAUAACUAAAUAAAAGUUACAUAUACACAUUUUAUUCAUGCAUUAUAUGUAUGUCCUUAGCAUGACUACACACAUACUGUAUUUACAGUUAACUGAACAAAAUUCACUCAAUAUAUUUGUAAAUCUUAUUACCGGUCAAAUUUGUUUUCAAAUUUGUUCAUGCCUGUUGAAAUAAAAGCAGGAUGAGUCUCACAGUGGAGGAGCCUGGGCCAUCAUGCAUCUAUAGACAGUUAUUAGAAAGAUAUACACUCAGUGAGCACUUUAAUAGGUAUUUAUUAGACUUAUUUUUUAGAUGUAUUGGUUUUCUGCUGCUGUAGCCUAUCCACUUAGAGUUUUGAUGCGUUGUGUGUUCAGAGAUGCUCUUCUGCACACCACUGUUGUAAUGUGUGGUAUAUUUGUGUUACUGUCACCUUCCUGUCAGCUUUGACCAGUCUGGCCCUUCCCUUCUGACCUCUCUCAUUAACAUUAACAUAAUGAUUUUGCUCGCAGAACUGCUGUUCACUGGAUGUUUUUUGUUUUUCGCACCUUUCUCUGCAAACCUUAGAGAUUGUGCAUGAAAAUCCCAGGAGAUCAGCAGUUUCUGAGAUACUCAAACCACCCUGUCUGGUACCAACAAUCAUUCCAUGUCAAAGUCACUUUGAUCACAUUUCUUCCCCAUUCUGACAUUUGGUCUGAAGAACAGCUGAACCUCUUGAUCAUGUCUGCAUGUUUCUAUGAAUUUAGUUGCUGCCACAUGAUUGGCUGAUUAAAUAUUUGCAUUAACAAGCUGGUGUACAGGUCUGCCUAAUAAAGUGGUCACUGAGUGUAUAUAGAAGGUUUAUUUGAAGCAAAUUAACCCUGCAUCACACUAACCAUGCGCUAAAUUAUUUUAAAUAGUUUUGAAAAUAUUAUUCUUGUAUUUGACCUCCUAGCUGAAAUGGGAAAAUAAUUCAUUUUGUAUUUUUUUCUUCUUUUGGAGAGAAAGAUUAAGCAAUGUUUACAAAAAGAAGAGUCAAAGCAAAGAAGAAACAAAACACUAACACGUUGUUUUGGGUUUGUAUGUUCGUAUUCUAAUUUUCCUACAAAAGAGUUGUCUUGCAUGUGUUAUUUUGUGUAAAACGUAUUUUCAGUACUUAAACAGACUAGGAACAGAGAUGUACGGUCACAUGUUACUACCAUAUCCAAUAGAAGAAAAAUGUUGAUCCUGAUAUUAUGUUACCAAAACAAGUUGACAACUUACAUGUUUCUUAAAAAUACAUUUUAAACUGCACACUUGAUCACCAUUGUUUUGAUUGUACUUGCAGUACCAACAGUGCUGCUUGCUGUCCCAGAGGGUCACAUUUUCUAGCAUUCUGUACACAGUUUUUGUGAAAUAAGUUGUAUUGAGCAAUCUUCAGCACAUUGAUUGUUUUGAUCUCAGUUCAAAUUCUAAUCUGUGGAACUGAAUGCUUAUGUUCAAUCACUGCAUUUUGCACUCAGACGAGGACAGAAUGCAAUUUGUAUAUACCUCACAAAAAGGAGCUGAAACAGAACACCUUUCUCCUGAAUGCAGCCUUGUUGAAACAGUGUUAUGAGAUUAGUUAGACCUACCAGGAGAACCACAUAAGAUACAAUUGAGCUACGUUAUAUGCUACUUUGAUGCAAACACGGGGUUAAAUGUUUAUUUAACAGUCCUGCAGAAGUAAAUAUAAGUAAAUAAUAAAUAAAGAGAUCUGCCCAAAUAUAUUUUGUUCAAUAUUCACAAUGUUUCAAGAGUUUGUUUGUUUUUCCAGAUGUCAAAAUACUAUAUGGGAAAAUGAGGAAACAAAAUUCUGAUAAUAUUCACAUUUUAUUGUUAAACUUUGUGUCUUUCUUUAAAGGCCGUUUUUAUUUUUCAUACAUCAGUAGGCCAAUGCUGAAGGAGUAUUAAAACCUUUUUGAAUGGAUAAUAGUUUAUUGAGCCACAUAAGGAUAGCAAUGCAAACAAUGUCCUUUCUCUCUCUCUCUCUCUUUCUCUCUCUCCUUCUCUCAUUCUCUCUUUCCUCUCUGUCACACACAUACAAAAACACACAGAGAGAAUGUAAUACAAUCUAAAUGUCCAUCCCAUUAGACAGUUUACUCGCCAUUUUCUUGCAAAAAAGUUUUUAUGAUUUCAAUCAGAUCAGUACAAUGGACAAAUUAAGUGCCACAAAACUUUUUCUUGGACUCUUCUUCGUUGAUAAAGUACAAGUCAGUUUGGCAUAACAUCUUUUCAACAGAUUUAUUUUAAUUUAAAAAAAAAGGUUUAUUCAUAUGCGGGGAGUUAACAAUUACAUUGCUUUGCCAGAUUUUUGUCCUUGAAAAUGUGCCUUUUCAUUGUACCAAUGGUGUUUGUUCUUUUAACUGCAAUAGCCAAACCUUUUCUGACGUUCGCCGAGGGCGUGCCCAUUCAUUAAAGGUUGUGCUUUGCAGUGCUAACAUAUUGCUGCUGAAGAUUCAACAGUCCAGUCCCUUUUAUCUUUUGAAAUGUAUUUAUUCUGAACUUGAACAACAGUGAGUAGAAUCACACUCAAAUCCUUUGGAAUGAAAAAGUGGUUGUUUCCUGAAGAUGUUUACAGAUUUAAUCUUUGGUUGUAUGGAUUUUCAUCACUCUGUAAGACUGUUGGCAAUAAAACAGUGAAUGUG
Conger conger (European conger) is the source of this 6219-nucleotide messenger RNA. It is a transcript of the gene shc3, whose product is annotated as SHC (Src homology 2 domain containing) transforming protein 3. Bases 124 to 2040 code for a protein of 638 amino acids. Gene Ontology annotation, biological process: intracellular signal transduction; cell surface receptor protein tyrosine kinase signaling pathway. The record is from RefSeq and is a predicted model, not a curated record. Gene Ontology annotation, cellular component: plasma membrane. Gene Ontology annotation, molecular function: receptor tyrosine kinase binding. The transcript is spliced from 12 exons. Lineage: Eukaryota; Metazoa; Chordata; Actinopteri; Anguilliformes; Congridae.